AUGUCACCCCACGCAAUUCAAGAGAAAACGGUUCCAACGGGGACAAACAACUGGUGGAAAGAAGCCACCGUCUACCAGGUCUACCCAGCUUCCUUCUAUGACUCCAAUGGCGAUGGCUGGGGUGACAUCCCCGGCGUUGUUGAAAAAGUCCCCUAUCUCGAGUCGUUAGGCGUCGAUGUUGUGUGGCUGUCGCCUAUGUAUGACUCCCCCAUGCACGACAUGGGCUAUGACGUUUCCGAUUAUGAAAAGGUGCUACCUGCGUAUGGAACCGUGCAGGAUGUAGAGAAUCUUGUGGAAGCUUGUCAUUCGCGGGGUAUGAAAGUGAUCCUAGAUCUUGUCGUCAAUCACUCCAGUGAUCAACAUGCUUGGUUUCAGGAAAGUCGGAGCAGCAAAGACAGCGAAAAGCGUGACUGGUACUUCUGGCGUCCCCCUCGAUAUGAUGAUGCUGGAAACCGGAUGCCACCGAGUAAUUAUCGGGGUUAUUUCGCCGGAAGCACAUGGACUUGGGAUGAGAAGACAGAAGAAUACUACCUACAUCUUUACGCCAAAGAGCAGCCUGAUCUCAACUGGGACAACAAAGCCACUCGUGAGGCCAUUUACAACAGUGCUGUCCGGUUCUGGCUCAAUAAGGGUGUCGAUGGCUUCCGGGUUGACACCGUCAACAAGUAUAGCAAACAUACAGACUUUCCCGAUGCCCCUAUCACGGAUUCGAAAAGCUACAUACAACCUGCCAUUGGGAUGUGGUGUAAUGGGCCCCGCAUUCACGAAUUCCUACGAGAGAUGUACGACGAUUCCUUCGCUCCCUACGGGGAUGUAAUGACAGUCGGCGAGUUAGCCAACACCCCCGACCCCAAAAAUGUUCUUGAAUACGUGAGCGCCUCAGCCAAACAGCUCAGUAUGGUGUUUCAUCUGGACAUUGGACACAUUGGCAUGGGACCCAGUCUCGAGGAGAAAUAUAUCUUGACUCCGUGGAAGUUGACCAAAAUGAAAUCUAUCGUGGAGAAGUGGCAGACCUUCAUCGAGGGUACCGAUGGCUGGACGACCGCGUUUUGUGAGAACCAUGACAACGGACGUUCUGUCUCACGCUUUGGAUCGGACUCUCCCGAAUUCCGAGAAAUAUCUGCCAAAAUGCUUGCUCUAAUGAUGGUUACCAUGACCGGCACUCUGUUUAUCUAUCAAGGACAAGAGAUUGGUAUGAUCAACGCCCCUCGCGAAUGGCCCAUCGAGGAAUAUAAGGAUAUUGAAGGACUGGGCUAUUACCGCGAAGCGGAGCGACAGAGUGCUAGUGGUGCCGACACCACGCGCAAAGAUCUCAUCAUGAAUGGUCUUCGUACUUUGGCUCGCGAUCACUCCAGACUGCCAAUGCAAUGGAAUGACUCUGCCCACGCUGGCUUCACUACCGGACAGCCAUGGAUGCGUGCACAUGAUCUUUACAGCGAGAUCAACGUGAAGAAACAAGAAAAUGAUUCUUCGAGUGUACUUUCAUUCUGGAAAGAUGUUCUGCGCUUGAGGAAAGAGCAUCGAGUCCUGUUUGUCCAUGGCGCAUUUGAGGUUCUUGACUAUGAAAACCUAGAGACGUUCUGCUUUUUCAAGUCCAGGGAUGACACAAAGGCAUUGGUCGUUCUCAAUUUCACGGAGAAAUUGCAACCAUUCACCCAGAUUGACAAGACAAAGGGCAUGAAGCUACUAGUGGGAAACUAUGCUGAAUCCUCCCCCGAAACCUUGAAACCCUUCGAAGGGCGUGUUUAUAUUUGA
Molecule: messenger RNA, 1755 nt
Organism: Penicillium salamii
Lineage: Eukaryota; Fungi; Ascomycota; Eurotiomycetes; Eurotiales; Aspergillaceae
Source: the annotation of a GenBank genome assembly